AUGUCAUCGGUGUCGGAGUCUCCCAUUGCAUCAUCCAACGAAGGGGGACCAGCUCAGGGCUCGAAGGACCCUGCCGGUUCCUUGUCACCAGGAGAAUUUCGUCUGUUCUAUUUAGAGCCAGCUUCCGAACAUGUCACAGGAAGAUUGCGCGUCUUCAAACUCGAUGGGGCGCCGGACUUCAGAGCUUUGUCAUACACAUGUGGCGACCCCUAUCGAAAAGGGCACUUCCAAAUGGAUCGUCUGGUUGUAGAGCCUGACGAGUCAUGUGACCAGGAGCCUUCGUGCACCGUUAUUUGUAACGACGAGCCGAUCAAAGUCAUACCCAAUCUUUUCAACGCACUGCACAACUUUACAACGCUGAACAUCUGUGGAUGGCUGUGGAUUGAUGCGAUCUGUAUCAGACAAAAUGACAUGGAGGAACGAGCCGCUCAGAUCAAGAUCAUGGGAACAAUCUAUUCUCGUGCUGCAGAGGUACUGAUCUGGCUGGGACACGAAACUUCACUGUCGUCAGACUUUGUCUACACCAUGAAAAACAUCGCACCCAUCGUUUCUGAGGCGCGUGCUGAGGGUACCUUGGCGUCACUUGCUCGGGAAGGUUCUUUAUCUGAACAUCUUUGCAAAGGUAUACUAGGAGUUACAGACUUUGCUCGGUAUCUGAUGGAAUGGUCCCUUUUCACUUACACUUGUCGAUGGUUUCAUCGAUUGUGGACCACUCAAGAGCUGGUUCUCACUGAGAAGCCACGAUUCUUCUGCGACCAGAUUGAACUGGAUUGGGGGAAAUUGGCGAGUUUCGCUUUCAUCGUAUCCGAAAUGGUUUGGACGACCAUGGUGUGGACCCAGUUGCACAAGGUAACGGACGUACCUUUUGAGGAAUUGGAUAGUGUUCCGGUCCUGGGGAUAUUAAGUUAUGCCGACCCCUCAGCCACCCUUUCUCGUCUCAUUCCCGCCUCGAGCCAACAGGAGAUGGAGAGCUUAAAUCAACGUCGUCGCCAUUUCAUCCACUUGCACAACAUCCUAGCUAUGCAGACGGGGAAAUCAUGCAGAGACCCCAGAGAUCGAGUUUUUGCUCUGCUGGGAAUCGCAGAAAAACAAGCCGAGAUCGAUUUCGCAACUUUGAUCCAGCCAGAUUACUCUAAAAGCUGCGAGCAGAUCUAUAUCGAGCUGGCAUCUCUAAUUCUUCGAGAAUCUCGAUGUCUCGACUUACUUGGUUGGGCCUGCCUUUCGGGCGAUCUUUCCCUCCCUUCUUGGACCGCGGAUUAUCGCCGCUCGCCAAGGGAGUUCACUCCUAUACAUUGCUACUUCGAUGCAGACAAGGGCCCUUUUGACUCGGCUGGAGAAACCUUUCACAAUGAUCAGGUGUACAUUGAUGGCAGGAUACUCCGUUGUCUGGGAGCGAACUUCGAUAUCAUCCAAGAGACAUAUCCUCUUCAUAGCGCUCCCACAGUGACGGCCUCCUCGGUAUCGUUGCUAUCUUUCCUAAAAUCACACACGACUGAUAUAAAUGGAUAUCGACCUUUGGAAAUGCUUUUCAACACCUUGACCUUCAACGACAGUGCUGUUACGUCGUUCGGAGUGACAGAUCAGCGAAUUCGGAGGCCUCUAAGGGAAAGAAGCUUCGUGGCCUUUCUGGCAAGUUUCUUAGUGGUGCAUUCCUCUUCGGCCCAUUUGUCUCCUUUAGAGUGGGAGGCUCGAGCCGACGAGUGGAUCGAAACAAUGGCCAUACACAGCGUUCCCACGGACUCGGAAUUUUACUUUGACUUCUCGAUAAUCAGGGAUGUGUAUCAAGAAUUCACGCAAAGUGCCUUUCAUCCUUCAGCUACCUGUAAAAACGUCGGAUCAGUGGCUGAGGAUUUCUUUCAGGUGUACCGGAAAACCGGGUCUGCGUAUGACUUGUUUUAUACGAAGAGCGGCCUGGUUGGGAUGGGACGCGGUAUUCGCGAAGGAGACCAAGUGUUCAUCCUCGCCGAUGCACAUACUCCUUACAUACUCCGUCCCACCGAGAAUGCGGGCCAAUACAGAGUCGUGACGGAUUGCUUUAUCUUGGACCACAUACACGGCGAAGUUUGGGACAAGUACGAUCCAAAAAAGGAGCCGAUCGCUCUCGUGUGA
Messenger RNA from Fonsecaea multimorphosa CBS 102226, 2109 nucleotides. RefSeq lists its product as uncharacterized. The record is from RefSeq and is a predicted model, not a curated record. The transcript has a single exon. Bases 1 to 2109 code for a protein of 702 amino acids. Lineage: Eukaryota; Fungi; Ascomycota; Eurotiomycetes; Chaetothyriales; Herpotrichiellaceae.